This is a messenger RNA of Ruditapes philippinarum (Manila clam), 7859 nucleotides long. Its product is annotated as protein neuralized-like. Lineage: Eukaryota; Metazoa; Mollusca; Bivalvia; Venerida; Veneridae. The record is from RefSeq and is a predicted model, not a curated record. The transcript is spliced from 4 exons. The coding region runs from base 228 to 2027 and encodes 599 amino acids. Gene Ontology annotation, molecular function: ubiquitin protein ligase activity.
AUAUACGGUAUCUGUGCAGAUUCUAUGUGUGUGUACGAUAAAGAAAAGAUACGCCUUGCUUUUCUGUAGACUUCUACUUCAUAUAUUGGCUUACAGGUAACUCCACAAUCAAGUUUUUUGGCCAGAUAUGUUGCUCAGUUGGAAAUUUGUGUGUGUAUGAAAAUAUAUCAUAUAUAAAAAUGUGCGAAGGAUAAGGAAAAAGUUUUGUUUUCUUUCCUGGUUUUGGAAUGGGGAUUUAUAGUUUAGAAAGUAUGAUGUUUGACAGAAUGACUUAUUCUAAACGAAGGAACUCAUGCCCACCACAAGCAUUUGGGUAUGCUAACGGUCAGGACUGGCAAAGUCUACUGGCUCAACAUGGACGGUACUGGCAGAAUUCAGUGUGGAAUAAUAACUGGUCUAGAAACAGAGGCAGUGGUGAACUUGCCGGUGCUGAUUUACCAAUAUUGUUCCAUCCGGUACAUGGUGACAACAUAGAGCUCAUACACGAUCGGAGAAGGGCCAAACGAGGCGACAGUUUCUGUAAGGGAAUCUGCUUUAGCAGCCGUCCAAUCAAAUUGGGCGAGCGAGUUUAUCUUAAAUUUAUUGACACAUCUGGGAGUUGGAGCGGGGUUUUAAGGUUUGGUUUUACAAGCACCGACCCUGGCACCCAGCGAGGCGAGGAUCUGCCAAGAUAUGCUUGUCCUGAUAUGACAAAUAAGCCCGGAAAUUGGGCAAAAGCUUUAGGUGAAAGAUACGCUGUCGCAGGUAAUGAGUUGUUUUUCUAUGUAACAAGAUCUGGUGAUGUUUUUUAUGGUGUGAAUGGUGAAGAAAAAGGACUAUUUUUUAGUGGAGUAAACACUAGUGGUCCAAUAUGGGCUUUAAUGGAUAUUUAUGGGAACACAUCAUGUGUUGAGUUUUCAAAUCCUUUGCCUCAGCCACUGAAUAAUAUGAUAUCAAAUCAACAGUCCAUGGGUUCAACAGUGACAAUGCAUCAAAAUAAUAUGGCUACACACAUGUCAUCUUUAACAAUAUCAUCAGACAACAGAAACAAUUCACGGAACAGCCGGGAUGUGUCAGCAAAUGUUCCCGUGAGUCGGUUUCAUGGAAAUGUUCAAUUUACUUCUCUUCCUUUUCAUAAUCUUUGUGGUCGAAAUAUACGCAUAUCCUCAGACCAAACUGUGGCAACAAGAACGAAAGAGGAAUAUUGUAAUGCCUAUGUGUUUACGUCUCGGCCUUUACGAUGUGGCGAACAAAUUGUGAUACAAGUACAAGGAGUUGACCGCUCAUUUAUCGGUGGUUUAGCUUUUGGAUUUACAUCAUGUGAUCCAACAACGCUUAAAAUAGAAGAUCUUCCAGACGAUGCAGAUUUGCUUCUAGAUCGACUAGAGUAUUGGGUCGUUAAUAAGGAUGUAUGUCGCAGUCCUGAGUUAGAAGAUGAGCUAAGCUUUCAUUUAACUAAUGAUGGUGAAGUACAAUAUUCAAGAAAUAACUAUAAAACUUCAACAUUGAUGCAUGUGGACAGAACACUUCCUUUGUGGGCCUUCUUCGACGUGUAUGGAAAUGUUCAGAAAGUUAAAAUGCUUGGUGCUUGUAUUCCCAAACCUCCUCGGCCGCCACAACCUUUCCCAAGGUCAAGAUCAACUUCGUCAGCUCUAACUGUUAGCCUGCCUCCACCCCAAACACAGCGACAGUCUAUGAUCCCAAUGACCUUACACCUUGGAGGUCAAGGGCACUCUCCUUCAAUGUCCCGAAGCAUCAGCCAGCCUGCACCCUUAAUUCCUCCGUCACCCGGCACUCCAAAAUCUUAUCCUCAACAGCUUUCUACCCCUGCCACCCCCAGCUCAAUUAACGACCCAAUUUUGGACAAUGAGAACAAUGAAUCAGAAUGUAACGUGUGUUACGAGAGACCAGUUAACGCAGUUUUAUACACAUGUGGUCAUAUGUGUAUGUGUUUUGAGUGCGCGCAAGCUGUGCGGCAGGAACGUAUGGCACUGUGCCCAAUCUGUCGACAGGAGAUUAAAGAUGUGAUAAAAAUAUACAAGUCAUAGUGCUUACUUUAUCAGAGCUCAGAAAGACUUUCCUGACCAGAGAGAAAUGGUGUUGACAUUUGAAAAUAGGUCUACUGGUUCAAACUAAGAAGUGCUAUAUGAACAUACCGCGGUUCAUAGUGAGCUACGUGAGUUAAUAAGUUCAUAUGAAUGAACCUUAGUCAAGACAAAACUUGUUCACACCUAUACACUGUCUGUCUCAAUUCAAGACCAAAACGCACGCACACAAGGAAAAUGUAGAUAGACUUUUGUGCACUUUAAAAAAAAAAACAUUCUUAUUUUCUUGAUUGUUAUUUUUACCAUGUGCAUUAAGUAGACAUUCUGUGCUUGAUUUACAUGAUAUUGAUAUUUUUAUUCCUUAUUUCUUCAUAAUUCAGCUAUUUACACAUGUUAGAUUUAUAUUUUGGAAGAACAUUUUAAACAUCCAAUGUUGAAUGUCUCACAUCCUAUAAUCAUAAUUUAUAUCAUUGCUUUUAAAAUCUUUACUUGAGUUUCAGGUCCUUUGGUAUCAGUGCUUGCAAUAUCUUUACAUUAUUUUCCAGGUCUUUUGUGACCAUUUAUUUGAGUAGAAUGAAUACUAUAGAGUAUGAGCUAGAAAUGAAAAAGGUUACCCCCUCUGGGUAUUUUAUGGGACCCAUGUAGUUUUAAAGAUAAACAUAUAGGAAGACAUUUGCAACUUGUUGUCUGACUGAAACAUUACCAUUAAGACACAAGCCAAUGUGAAUUAUCUGCCCCUGUCACAAUUUCUUAAUAAACAGCCUAAUUGAAAUAACCAUUCAUUUUUAACCAAUGGUGGUUAUCAUGGAACCUUCAAUGUGACACGUUAGUGCCAUUCCAUAAAAAGCGGCAUAUGGUCCCAGGUAAAAAAAUGCGUGUGCCCUAAACAAGAAAACAAUGGGUGGAAGGGUCGACUAAAGUUAACUACCAACUUUUCAAAAAUAUUGUUAUGAAUUGUUUAUCUGUUCAAUAAUUGGCAGCCAUUUUAAAAUGGCGGACACCAUUAAUUAUGUUAUUUUAUGUUAAAACUUAAACUUUUGUAUAAAUCAUAAAACAUAUAUUUCCAACUCAAAACAAUGUUUAGAUCACAAACUUACUUCAUCAUAGAGAAGAUAUCUGAAGAAAUCUUAUAAAACUUAUAUAGAAAAAAUAUGAUUCAAGGGGAGAUAAUCAACUUGUUAUUGGAUUCAUGGUAAACGUUUCAGCUAAACAACAAGUGCCAAUCGAUAGCACAUACGCUAAGCUUCAAUACUAUAUAGGUGUACAAAAAUACCCAGGGGGGGUAAGGGGGGGGGGGGGGUAUGCUAGCCCAGCGUCUACUACUUAGACUGUAAUCCAUUAUCUAAUAAGGAAAUAUUCAUGCCAAGAAUCUUGAUUUAAAAUUAUAAGAAUCUUAUAUCGACUGCCGGCACAGACCAGAUUAGCUAGCUCAAAGGUAAUUACAGUGGUAACGAGGCUCUGCUGAAAUAGUAAGAUACACAAAAAGAUGUUGAAAGUAAAUCCUCAUAUUUCUUAUUUUCGUUCACAAUUAGAUUUGAAGUCAGAAAUUGUGGUUCAGGUUAAACACUUGGUACCAAAUUAAUGUGUUUAAUGUGAUAGUGAUAAGAGCUCUUUUUUUUUAAAAAAAUGGAAAAUUUAAAGUGGUGACCUUAAUAUUUUUUGUUAUAGCUUAUACAUGUUAUUUUAGAAAGUAUGUCAGCAUGUCAGUCAGAAUUGCAAGACUGUCAUUAUGCAAUAGUUAUAAGUUCAGAGAUCCAUAUGAGCCGCGUCAUGACAAAACCAACAUAAUGGGUUUGCGACCAGCAUGGAUCCAAACCAGCCUGCUAUCAGUUUCUCUACUUUUAAUAGGGUUGGUAAGCGAACAGCAUGGAUCCUGAUCAGACUGCGCGGAUGCGCAGGCUGGUCUGGAUCCAUCCUGGUCGCAAACCCAUUAUGUUGGUUUUGUCGUGACGUGGCUCAUAUGAUUUAAUAAGGUGAUUUGUUAUCAAAUAAUCCACAGUUUUGCCCAUCUUUUAUUUCUGUUUUUCUGAAUCAUUUAUAUCUAUGAUUAACUGAUAUUAUACAUAUAUUUGUCUGAAACAUACAUUUACAUCUUAACAUUCAUAUAUUUAAACAACAUGUUUUGGUCAUUCAGAGCCAUGGGUUUUUUAUCGUUCGAUUCACAAAACAAUGUUUAGCCAAACCCUUUACAUGCUGAAAACAAAAAUGAUAAAGCCUUUGCCACCAGUAUUGCAUUUGGUUAAUAGAAUCCUGUUAUCACUUGUUGCCAGUUGAUACAAGUCAAUGAGUACUGUUUAUUGCUAGGACAAAUGCCUGUUACUCCAGCUGUUACUUCAGGUCAUUGUAGUGAUGAUUUAUUGCAAGCUUAUAUUAAAUCAACUUGUAGUGGUUUUUCUCACUUCAAACAUUAAAAUAUCUUAAGUUUUAAAUAGACUAUUACAAAGUCAAGCAGGUAAAGGUUUGGGAUAAAUUUGUUGAACUUUCAGUGUUUCAAUCACCACCUUGCACCUCAAGAAUUUUUCAGAAAUCUUAAUUUUUCGUUUGAGCCAUGGCUCUACUUUCCUAUUUAUUCACGCUUCCAAAAGUGCACCUAGGGGGCUAUGCAGCUUUUUCUCCACACUUAAAGUUUGAUAAGUUGUCAAUCACUAGGCAUGGAUUUUUUAUUUUGUAAAUUUAGCAAUUCAUAGGUGUAUGUAUACAAACAUGGCAUAGCUGUAUUUUUUCAUGAAUAAAUAUAUUUUAAUUAUUGAACAGUUGUUUAUGUAUAUUUUUGUUAUUUCUGGGUUUUUUAACGAAAGCAGGAGCUUGUGAUCAUACUUUUCUCUCAUUAUUUUUCUUUUUGGUAAUUUGUCUUCAGGUCUUUUGUACAUUACUAACCAUCAUGAGUUCACAUUAGUUUGUUUACCUUUAGACAAUUAGAGCAGUUUUUUUUUUAACAGUUAUCAGAUGACAAAUUUUCAUUUGUUUUGCAAUGGUUUUAUAUACCAUAUGUUGAAACAUUAUGAUAUUUCAAUAAUUCACAUUGAACUUUUUUAUCAUAGAUUUUUAGUAAGACAACGUUUUACACUAAACAAUACUAAAUAUACUUUCAAUGUCUGUGAUUCGUUUGAUUCAAAUAUAUAGAAAAGAGGGAUAUAUAGACAUUAUUCUAUAAGUAACUAUACAUUCAGGUGUUCAUUGAAAGCAGUUCAGUGACCUACUUUCGACUCAAAAUUCAUAUCAUUGGCUUAUUCUCUCGGAAAAUUUCAUGGAUGUAAAUUAUAAGCAGUUUUUGCAAUAACAAAAAUCCUUUAAGGGCUAAUUAGUGACAUGUCUGGGUCGGUACUUGCUAGCUGGCAGACAUAAUCUCAUAAAACAUUGACAAAAUGAUACAUGAGAAAUAAAUAUGUUGUUUCAUUGACGGGCAUUUCUUUUUCAACAUAUGAAUAGUGCAAAAUUUAAUGUUUGUAUUUUUAAACACAAUAUGUUUUGGAUACAAAGUGUACUUUAAUUUAUCAUAUUGAAAGUGAAUUGUCAACCUUAUACCAUUAUGCCUUUAAACUUGUUAUGUUGUACCAGUCUAAAUUCCAAGCUUGUGAUUGGCUGAUUCAACUUUACAAAUUUGAAAUUGACCAAUACCAGUAUAUGUAUCUAUAGACUGGUAUACUGUCUAUGUUUUACAACCUUGAUCUUGAUAAUUAAAAUGGAGGAAGUAUCUUAAUUUUUUGCAUUUAAAUGUUAUUUAAGAAAUUGAACAACCAGGAUAUAUAUGUCAAAAACAGGAUUUUUGAAUGCUGAUGUAAACAUAAAAAAAUCAAUUUCAUCAUAUCAUUUUGCUUUGAUAUUUAAACAUUGUAAAGGUAUCAUUUUAAAGGUGUCAUUUUCAUUUAUUUUUUUACUUUUAAAUAAUGAUAGCUUUUGUGUCUGAAAACUUUACUAGUAAUAUAAUACUCAACAAAUUCUUUGCAUGCAGAAUUUUUUAGAUAUUUUGGACUGUGAAGAUUAAUUAAAUUUUUUACUGUCAUCUGAAAUUGAAUGAUUUUGAAAUGGUCAUUUUUACUUCAAAUUCAAAAUUUUCAUCAAAUAAAUUAAUUCAGUGAAGUUUGCCUUUCAAUGGCUUGAUUUUGAACGAAGGAAAUAUAUUUGUUAAAGUCCAUAUUCCUACGCAGAUGUACAUUUUAAUGGCAAGGAAUGUUGCUAAUACUUUAUUAUUUAAAAUGUAUUUUUAGCUUGUCUGUUUUUGAAGGAAAAAUCAAGCUAUAUUGAUAGCUGUGUUGUUACCAUGCAAAAACUUUAAUGUAGCCAAUUAUUCAAGCAUUUUGAAAUGUAUCAAAAUGAAACUUUGCAUGAUUUUUUUUAUCAUGACAAAGUGCAGUUGUAAAACAAGGGGCAUCAUUCUGAAAGCUUCAUUUUUGGAUUAAUGCCCUUUUAACUAAAAAUUUUUGUUGUAUUUAAUUGGUUAUUGAUAGUCAAUGCUCUUUACAGAUGAGCGUUAACACUUCAUGUGGUUCUUUUGUUUUAUGUUUGCCACAAGGUUGUUUGAGGCUUAACUAUGUGGUAGUAACAAUUUUUUUUGAGUCACCAGUUUUAUUGGGCAGUUUCCUGGGGGAAAAAUAUCAUUUUGCAUUUAUAUCAAAUGAUUGAAUUAUUGCAAUAUGUUGAACUAUAUUUAUAUGUUGGUGAAUUGCAAUUUUAAAAUAGAUUUACAAUUUUGCUCUUUAUUGAAUACUUUUCUUUAUCAACUUCAUCAUCUGGUAUACAUAUAUAAGUUAAGAUUUAAAACACUUGUUAACUUUAUUGUUAUUGCUUCUUCAAAAGCUCUCUUUCUGUCAGUUUAAAACAUAUUAAACACUUGGUAUACUUUUAAAGCAUUUGGUCUAUCUUGGUAUACAUGUAUAUCAUUUGGUCUAUAUUGGUAUACAUGUAUAUCAUUUUGAUCUAUAUUUGUAUACAUGUAUAUCAUUUGGUCUAUAUUGGUAUACUUGUAUAGCAUUUGGUCUAUAUUGGUAUAACUUGUAUAUCAUUUGGUCUAUAUUGGUAUAACUUGUAUAUCAUUUGGUCUAUAUUGGUAUAACUUGUAUAUCAUUUGGUCUAUAUUGGUAUAACUUGUAUAUCAUUUGGUCUAUAUUGGUAUAACUUAUAUACCAUUUGGUCUAUUUUGGUAUACUUGUAUACCGUUUGGUCUAUAUCGGUAUACUUUUAUACCAUUUGGUCUAUUUUGGUAUAACUUAUAUACCAUUUGGUCUAUUUUGGUAUACUUUUAUACCAUUUGGUCUAUUUUGGUAUACUUGUUUAGCAUUUGUUAUAGAAAAUUAUUGUGAAAUCAUAAUUAUAAAGAUUGUUGACUUCUUGCUGAAAAACGUUGUUAAAGUUUGUUCAGUUUUGAAAAAAUUUGAGUGCUUUCAUUUCCUAAGACCAAAAAAUGUGCAAAAUAUCUUUUUUGGCAAUUCUGAAAGUAUGUUUUUAUUGUAGGUUUGAAGAGGUGUUAAAAUAUAAUAUAUACUGGUAAAUAUACAUGCACAUAGUGGACAUGAUGCUUUUUCAACUAAUAAAAUUUGAAAGGAAAUUAACACUUGCUUUAAUAGGGCCUGAAUAUAAUUAUAGAUAAUAAUUGUGUUUAAAGAUUGUUAUCAAAUUUAUUUUUUUCCAAAUUAUUGACUGGUUUACACAGAUAAUUUGAUAUGGUAUGAAAAUUGUAAUCACUGUUAUAUACUGCAAUGUGAAUGGAAGGAGAAUGUAAUAAAUUAUUUGUUAUUUAUCAUGGUGUAUUGUAUCAUGAAAUAUACUGUUAAUUAAUUAAUUAGAAAUUGAGAAAAUAAUAUAUCAUUUGCAUUGUAUAAAGUUUGACAAAAAUAA